This is a messenger RNA of Amphibalanus amphitrite, 5337 nucleotides long. RefSeq lists its product as uncharacterized. The record is from RefSeq and is a predicted model, not a curated record. Gene Ontology annotation, biological process: nuclear envelope organization. Gene Ontology annotation, cellular component: nuclear envelope; meiotic nuclear membrane microtubule tethering complex. The coding region runs from base 431 to 4195 and encodes 1254 amino acids. Gene Ontology annotation, molecular function: protein-membrane adaptor activity. NCBI's taxonomy places the organism in Eukaryota, Metazoa, Arthropoda, Thecostraca, Balanomorpha, Balanidae. The transcript has 14 exons.
UCUUUUCAAAUUAUUUAAAUACCCAACCUAUGGACAGGAGUUUUUGACUGAUGGUUAGUACUUGUUUCGGUUUUGCAGGUUAAAGUCAGUGAGCUGCUUUGAUCCUCAUUCAGCCGGCACCCUCUGAGGGACCUCCCGCCGUCGGCCCGCCGCCUGGCGGCCAGUCGGCGAACUAGUCCGUCCGGCGAGUCGGCGCCGGCCGGCCGUCGACCGAGCCAGACGCCAGUCGUCGGUUUGGAUGACCGGUCCGGAUGCGGACGCUGUGGGCGCGGAGACUGUAAAGCAAAGUGCCAACUGCCAGUGGCGCGCGCCCGACGUUCUCAGCAGUGCGCGGUGAGACAGUGCGGUGCUCGCAGAGUGUGGGACGCUCUCCAGUCUCCACCAGCGCGACUGGUGGCGGGAAGUGUGAGUGUAGCCCCUGUGUGCGGCGAUGGGAGAUGAACUGUUCCUGCGCUCCCGGUGCUCGGGAGGCGCCGGCUGCCACUGCGCCGGAAUGGAGCAUUUCUACGUGCCUGACUCCACGGACCGCGCGCCGCCGACCAGCUCCCGUGGUCGCCGUGUGUCGGGCCAGGCCGGCGGCGCGCUCAACGACUCCAUGCACUCCAUCAAGAGCAGCUCCACGCGACCGGCGCCAUCCAGGUCCGCCGGUGCUGCCGCCGCCUCUCAGGACUGCACGGCCGCUCUGCUGGCCUCUGUGUUUGACCAGGUGAGCGGGGCGGAGACCGACGACCGCCCGGCCCGGUCCCGCCGGGUCCGCCGGCCGGCCAAAGAGCGCCGCCGCCAGGAGGAGUCUCAGAUGGACACCAGCGGGCUGCCCGACCUCUCCUACCUGGCCUACAGCAGCGACGAGGAGUUCGAGGAGUUCAUGAAGCAGCCGCGCACGGACUACACGUACUCCCGCAGCCUGUCGUACACUGCAGUCCGGCCGGAGCCAGUCGGGCCGCCCAGCAUGUCCCGGCUGGGGCUGCGCUCACCCUCACACGGGGCAGGGGACAGCCCGCUGCCGGCGCCACGGACCGCGCCCAGCCGCGCUGAUAGGGGAGCGGCGCAGGCGGCGGCCAGUCCGGCGCUACCGGGCGACGAGCGGGGCGUCUAUGAGAGUACAACAACGCGCGUGUACAGCUACCGUCGUGAGAUCACCUCGCGUGUUUCGUCCAACAGCCUGAUGUCAAACGCGUCCGUGGCUCCGCCGCUCUCCUUCACCUACUCCUCGUCCGCCGAGGCUCCGCCGCCGCCGCCCGGACCCGAGCCGUCCCCCGCACCGCCUGCCGUCCUCCCAGCGGAGGGAGGACCCGCCAGCUCCUCCUCCGUCCUCCCCAGGUCCUCCCCGAACUCCGCGGAGUCCUCCCGUCCGACUCCGUCCCUCGAGGAUGCACUGCUACUCGAGGAGCUACUCGGUGACUCCACCCUGGGCCUGUCGCCCGGCCUGGACGCCGACUCCCAGGACGAGGAGUGGCUCCCUACUGACGGCGUGUCCAAACUGGGCGCCCAUCGCUGCAGCACGCCCUACAAAACACGACCAGGCUGGUCGGUGCGCCGCUGCGCCCGUCAGGCCCUCUCGCCGCUGCUGCGUCUCUGGCUGGCCCUGACAGCCGUCUGCCACCACCUCUGGACCUCUCUCCGGCCGCUGUUCCUCGCCCCAGUCUCUAAAGGCGUCUCCGCGUCCGGGCCGGCGGCUGGUGUAUCGUCAGGGCUAGCGCCGGGAGUGUCGGUGGGCACAGCGAGGACGGCAGUGGGUGCUGACUCGCCGGUGGUGGGGUCAGUGCAGGGGAAGGAGAGGCGGAACAGUCGGCCGCCGUCACGGCACCGCUACCAGCUCCGUCCGCGCCUCACACCGCAGAGAGAUACGCUCUAUGGAGAGUGGUCGGACGCGGCGGCCGGCAGACAGAAUGGUGGACUGGGAGUGAGUGCCGGUCGGGAUGGGGAGUCUACCCAGGAUGGCAGUGACUCUGUGAGGCCCGGUGGAGGACCUGGGAGGCUGUUAACCGCCCUCGCCUGGCUUGCGGCAGUGCUGUGGUACGUGAACCCCCUCCGCUGGGCGGCCGCAGCCUGCAGUGCUGCCAUCUCCCGCGCGCAGACGGCGGCUGAAGUGCUGGACUUGCCGCGUGGUGCCGCCACAGUCGCCGCCGCUCUCAAUCCAGCUGCGUGGGCGCGAACGGUACGGCGGAAACUCACUGGUCCGUCAGGGAAGCUUGAGUCCCGUCCCGGCUGGCUGCGCUGGGCCGGCGCGCUGCUCUGGGGCUCGGUGGGGACCGCGUCAGCCGCUCCGGCGCCACCCGCCGCUCCGGGCUCCGGCUCCCGGGCGGAGCUGUGGCGCCGCUCCGGCUCCCUGCUGGCCGGCUCCGGCGGCGAUCCGGGAGCCGGGAGCCGCGUGGGAGCUGGUGGGCCGAGCGCCGAGAGCUGGGUGGGUGAAGCAGCGGUGAAGGAACGUCGGGAGGGCGGCGGCUGGCGCUGUCUGCCCCUUGCGACAGCUGCCCUGCUGCUGCUUCUACUGACCGUACUGCUGCUGCUGCCCUUCUUAGGCUGGCUGGGCGGAGAGGGUGGCGAGUCACCGGUGGAGCUACUGCUGCCCGCUGGACGGUGGUCCCUACCAGACGCAGACUCUGCCAAACAGUACCUCUCGGAGGCUCUGUCGUCACUGGGCGGAGGACUGUCCUUCCUGGUCGGAGGAGUGUCAUAUCUACUGGGAGGAAUCCUCGCCGGGCUGACAUCACUGGCUGAAGGACUGAUUGCCAUCGGCAUCUACGGUCUAGCGGUAGUACAGGUGGCGCUGGCUCAGCUGGCGGGUGCGGUCGGCUCGGCGGGAGCCGUGCUCUGGGCACCUCUGACCUCUGGGUCGGCUCUGCCACCUCCCACCCCUGCCGCGGGUACUGAGCCGUCCCCUGUCCCUGCUGAGGUGGUGGUGGCCCCCGUUGCCGGAGACGCGGAUCGGACGCUAUCCGACCCCCGCCUCAGUGAGGUACUGGUACAGAUGGACGAGCUGAAGGCCAGGCUGGAGCUGCUGCAGCAGGAAUACCAGACGUGUCGGUCGGCCGCCGCGCUGCCCCCGUCGGCGGCGGCUGUUCGCGCCGCUCUGGGCCUGCCGUCCGACUCUGCUCCGCUCACCACCGACCGUCUGGAGGCCGCCGAGGCGCGGCUGCGGGGCCGCCUGGAGGCCGAGCUGGCGGCCGUCCGCGCCCUGCUGGACCGGGAGGACGGUGGACGGGACGUGGAGGUGCUGCUCGCCCGUCUGACCGCACUGGAGGAGGCGGUGCCGGCGGCCCAGCGGCAGAGGUCCCGACUGGACGCCGAGGGCCGGGCGGCGGCCGCGCGGCUCGGCUCACUGGAGCAGGAGAUGGGUGACCUGAGGGCGGAGCUGGCCCACCUGCAGAGCGCGCUGUCGGCGGCCCGGGAGGCGCUCCAGCGGACCGGCUCCUGCUGUAACGGCACGGCGGCCGACUGGAGCGGCACAGUGGGCGCCGAGCUGGGCCGGAUGGAGAGCCAGCUGCUCGACAGGAUGCAGCUCUUCACCACCAACUUCAGAAAAGAUCUGACGGCGGACCUUCCGUCUCUGACGGGAGCGGCGGCCGCUGCCGCUGCCGGCGGCUCAGGCGGCGGGGGCGGCGGUAUCAGCCGGGAGGAGGCGCUCGCCAUCGCUCAGCACGAGUUAGCCCUCUACGACGCCGAUAAGACGGGCCAGUUCGACUUUGCGCUGGAGUCUGCGGGCGGCAGUGUGCUGAGCACAAAGUGUACCGAGGCGUACACGGCCCGCACGGCGCGGCUGACUGUGCUGGGGGUGCCGCUGUGGUACCCGUCCAAUAAUCCCCGCUCCAUCAUACAGCCGUACGGCCGGCCGGGCGAGUGCUUCGCCUUUCACGGCGAGGGUCAGUUCGUGAUCGGCCUGUCCCGGCCGGUCCGACCCACCGAGUUUGUGAUCGAGCACAUCGCCCGCGGCCUGACGCCCGGUGGACGAAUCGACUCGGCGCCCCGACACUGCUCCGUCCUGGCUGUGGCCGAUGACGGUGGUCCGGCCACAUUGCUGGCCAGUUUCGAGUACUCGGCGGCCGGGCCGCCCCUGCAGCGGUUCGCGGCGGCCCCCACCGACCGGCCGGUAAGCGCUGUAGAGCUGAGGGUCACCUCCAACUGGGGACACCCCGAGUACACGUGUCUGUACCGGUUCAGAGUACACGGUCAGCCGGAGGGGGACGCCAGGUGACGGCAUGAGUCGAGAGGAUAACACGGCGGAGAGAUGGAACGGUGAGAUCGGGGAUGGAGGAAGAGGUACCUUUGGAGUAGAUGGAGGUACCUUUCUGUGUCAAGAGAACACGGAGACGACCUGGUGCCGCUUACGUGCCUCAACUUUCCCAAGGAGUCUGGGAGAUGGGAAGAGCGACAGAUUCGUGCCUCGCAAACUGAACACAGUCCAGAGACUGAACAUUGAGCACAGCUCGUGAGUGAGAGCUCGAAUAUCAAGUGGUCGGACUGUCGGCAAAUGGCGUGGAACUCUGUCUUACGUGAGUUCGCGAUCUACCAGACAGUGGUCACACAGUGUCAGUACAAUGAACCUUGGUCUGGGCGCUGCCUGUCGGACCCACUGUCGCUGGAACAUAGCGCCGAGAGAGCGAGCGAUCUUCUCGGAUACCGCCGACUGCCGGCGGUAGAGACAACCCCGGCGGUAGAGACAGAGGUAGGAGAGACAGUAGAGCUUAAACUCGGGGCCGUGUGUGUAUGGAAUCUUGGAGAAAUGCGUAUCGCGUACUGUCAGGUGAUCUGCUAGUCUGAGUCCUGUUUUGCAGCUUUGUGUUCUGCUUCGUUGGCAUUGGUUUCCUGAGAUCUCCGUUCGAGUUUAUAUUGUAAAUGCGUUUAUUUAAAGGAGCUUUUUAUACUGAACGGUCGUUAUUAAGCCAGUACAGUACUAUGCUAAGUGGCUGCAUGUCUCGCUAGUUCAGGUACCUUCUGCUAGAAUCUGUUGUAUUUGUUUAUCAUUGCCAUCAGGGGACAUACCCAUGCGUUGCCAAAGCUUUGUAACAUGAAAAAAUGUAUGCGUUCUUACAUAUGUCACCAUCUGAGCUUCUACGGAAUUAUUUGUACAAAUGCGUUAACUGUUUAUUUUCUUGCGUUGCCAUGUGUUGAGAUUACGUGUGUGGUCACAGCUUGUUUUAUUGUGUGCGAGUGUCGCCUGUGCAGUUAGCCCUGACUCUGCCCGGAUUUUCUGCCUGUUCUACCGUCCCUUCUCACUCUGGGUCGGUAGCAACUGAAAAGCACAGCCUUUGGUACACUGCCUCUGUAUUCGUGGUGUCGUACCCGAUUGUGAGUUGGUAUGCGUGUGCUUUUGAAUAAAAUGUCGUACAUAUCGUU